UGUUUUACCUGCUUCCUGUUCUUCUUCUCCUUCUCCUUCGCCCUCCCCUGCUGCUUCUCCAGCUUUGUCUGCCCUGAUCCUGCUGCUUCCCCUGCUGCCUCUGCUGCGUGAACCGCCCUCCGCUGCGUCCUCCGCCUUCUCUGCGCUAGAAAUGGCCCUCACCUCAACGUCCUCCCACCGCUCUUCAACGGCUUCCAACCACAAUGCCAACAUCAACAUCAACAGCAACUCCAAUGGCUCCAACAUCAACAACCGCAACUCCUCCCAUAUUUCCAUCAACAGCAAGACCACAGACAUUAACAUCUCCUCUGUUUUUCACGUCAAGUCCUUGAGCCACACCAGCAGAAAUGCUGCCUUGAAACAACAAGAGGUCCUCAGCCAGUUCAAUGCCAGAAUCUUUUUCGACAAGCUCUCCAACCAACCUCUAUUGGCCCUCAACGCUUGCCAGAAGUGCAGAAAACUCAAGCGAAAGUGCACCAAGAACAAGCCCUACUGUCUUAAUUGCUUCAAAACCAACCAUGAGUGCAUCUACAUUGAAAAAUUAAAGGACUCGCCUGAUGCCACUGUCUUUUCCUCUGCUGACUACGUCAAGGACUCUUCCACCUUGGAUACAACCUACAACGACAUCUCUAGUCUACGAACAACCUCCUCCUCCUCCACCACCACCACAAGCCAGAUCCACAAAAGCAGCAACAUAAUCAACAUUUCAAACAACCUAUCCGUCAACCCCAACAAAAGACGAAGACACCCCCCACGACUAUACAGAAAAGUCGACUCCUUGAACGACAUCGCCAUCAAUCCCAACCCAAAUACCUACAACAACAGAUUCCUUGCCCCAAACGAAUCCCACGACCUCUCAAACAACACCAUCAUCUCAAACCUCACAGACUAUGAUGGCCACAAUUACAACCAUUCCUAUAACGACACCGACAAUUAUAACGACAAUUAUAAUGAAAAUGACAACAUAAUCGACAAUGACAAUGAUAUAGACAACGAAAAUGAUAUCGACAACGACAACAUCAACAUCAAACUAAACAACUUUGAGGCAAUCAUGGGCAAUUCCUCAAUGAACAAAAGAUUGAAAAAAAAUUCCUAUCUGGACAUGUCAAAACACAUGAACCUCUUCAGCGCAAAAAUCCCUUUUGCCUACAAACUUGAACAUUCUGCCAUCCCCAAUUCUAACACCCAAAACAACUCCAUUUCCACUGAUAAUAAUCCCAAUACCACCCAUAAUAUUGCCAAUACUAACGCUAGUACCACAAAUUCUACCAUCACUGCUAAUAACAACAAUAACGAUGACGAUGAAGACCAAGUUAAUGAAAACAUCAUAAAUAAUAACAUCAUAAAUAAUAACAUUUCCUUUCAGGAUCCUCUAGAAGCCUCCCAAUUUUAUCUGCUAUACAAUUUUCAUAAUCCUCUUUUAAACAACGAUAUAAACAAUAAUAAUAAUAAUGAUAAUAAUAAUAAUAAUAAUAAUAAUAACAAUAAUAAUAAUAAUAAUAAUAACAGCAACAACAACAACAGUAACAACAAUAUCACAAAUAACUCAAUUAUAAACCCUGAUAGUGAAUUACUAGACGACUUUAAAAUUAUACAAGAUGCAAUCAAAAAUAUGAACAAUACCAUGUCCACUUUUAGUAAUAACCCAGAAAUAAAUAACGAUAUCAACAAUACAGACAAUCAAAAUGAAAACUAUGACGAAAACGAUAUAGAUAAUGAUAUAGACCAUGACAAUGAUCAUGAUAUAGAUCAUGGCAAUAAUCAUGAUAUAGAUCAUGAUAACAAUAGUGAUAACGAAAAUGAAAAUGAAAAUGAAAAUGAAAAUGAAAAUGAAAAUGAAAACGAUAAUGAAAACGAUAAUGAAAACGAUAACGAAAAUGAUAACGAAAAUGAUAACGAAAUCGAUAACGAAAACGACAAUGAAAGUAAUAUAGACAAUGACAAUGAUAAUGAUAUCAAAAACGACGGCAAUAUAGAAAACGAAAUUGAAAAUAACAUAAAUAACCAUAACCAGAAUUUCCAUCAGAACAACAAUCAAAUUGACGCCCUGAUCAACAACCAAAAACAGAAUAAAUCAAACUUCAAUAUCUUCAAUAACAUUGAUCACCUUCAUGACGUCAAUAACACUGACUCAUCUAUCAAUACAAUAAAAAACAACACAAAUCAUUCAACCUCUCCCAAUCAAUCAUCAAAUGGCAAUACCAUUAACGAUAACGAUAACGAUAACGAAAAUAAUCCAAAAUCUAUUCUCCACUCUUCAAAGAUCAUACACAAUAACAUCAAAAUAAAUAAACCAGUUGAAGCUCUAAUAGAUCCUGAACUAAUAAGCUAUAGCCAACCUUUUGAUCACAAAACAAAUAUAUAACUUAUAAUGUAUAACAUAUCACACACACACACACACACUACAUAUAACAUAUCGAAUAUAAUAUAUGACAAUAAAUGAUAAUACAUGGUGCUAACUAUAUAUUUAGUCAACACCAUUAUUAUCAUCAUCAAUUCCACUACUAUUCAGUGUAUCUAGUAAUUUCAUAUAAUAUUCUCAUUAUUUUAUUAUUUUAUUAUCUGCCUUGCUUUUACUGUGUUUUGCUGCUUAUUUUAUCAAUUUAAAGGGCUUUAUUUAUCUUUUGGAGUUUUAUAUAUCUUGAAUA
Molecule: messenger RNA, 2648 nt
Organism: Ascoidea rubescens DSM 1968
Lineage: Eukaryota; Fungi; Ascomycota; Saccharomycetes; Ascoideales; Ascoideaceae
Product: Zn(II)2Cys6 transcription factor domain-containing protein
Exons: 1
Coding region: 152-2365 (737 amino acids)
Biological process (GO): regulation of DNA-templated transcription
Molecular function (GO): DNA-binding transcription factor activity, RNA polymerase II-specific; zinc ion binding
Source: RefSeq, a predicted model, not a curated record